Messenger RNA from Brassicogethes aeneus, 2026 nucleotides. NCBI's taxonomy places the organism in Eukaryota, Metazoa, Arthropoda, Insecta, Coleoptera, Nitidulidae. The record is from the annotation of a GenBank genome assembly.
CUUACGUCAGCCUUACGUAAGAAAGUGACCUUAAACUUAGGUAAUAUUAUGACAGAUUUAUUACGUCAGUCUUACGUAAGACAGUGACCUAAAACUUAUGUAAUAAUAUGACAGAUUUCUUAUGUCAGUCUUACGUAAAAAAAGUGACUUUAAUGUUACGUCACGAUAUGACUUUAAUAUUACAUAAGAUGUACGUAAUAUGUAAGUCAUUUAAUUACAUCAUAUAAAAGUCACGUUUUGGGUCAGUAUUAUGUCACUAUGACGUAAAAAUUGUAUUACCUAGAUAUGAUCUACGUGUUACGUAAAUUUUAGGUCAUAAGUCACGGUUUGGUUCACUGGGUAACUACUUUAUGACAUCUUUUUCUUUUAUAAUUUUUCUGACAUUUUUUCAACAACUAUCAAAAACAUAUUAAUUAUUUUUUUUAAAACAAAAACCAAAAUUAACAAUAACUUUUUCGUAUUCCCUCUGUAUGUUGCAACAGGUGGAGUCGUAGCAUCAAUAGGUAAACCAAUGGAAUGGGAUGAUCCAAUAAUGCAUACAGAAGAAAACUGUUAUGAUUGCGUUAAUAACGAUGUUUUUAGUAAGGGAUUUAAUCCAACUAAAAGCAAAUUAAAAACAUAUAUCGGUGUAGAGAGUGCAGUUCGCCCACUUCCACAUAGUACUAAAUUUCCAGUCCCAUAUCGUCCAAAACGCCCAAUAAGUUUUUUACACUCUGAGGAUUCAGCACCUUCAAAUAGAUUUUUUGACCAAGAUUUUGUUCAAAUGGAUGAAACUGAGGUAGUUUUAAUCUUAAUUUCCCAGGAGCAUUUGAAUCGUAUAGUCUGCAUCAUAUAGACUGCACUUGUCGCAAAGAUAUGCAGAAAUUUUAGCACAAGAGCUGAAAUCCGUUGGACUUUUAGCUCCUGGCGUGAAAGUUACUGGCUAUAGACAUCGACAAUCUCAAUUUUUGCCAUAUUUUACACAAUCUGAAGACAACAGCUAUGCAUUUUGCAACAACGUUGAAGGUUUAAUGUCCGAAAUGGGAAUUGACCAGUAUGAGCCAGAAAAAUGGCGCAAUUUCAUAGAUUCAAGCAAAACUAGCUUGAAGGCAGUUUUACUGUAUGAAAAUAGCACUAUAAAACCGGUGCCAGUUUUAUAUGCAAUAAAAAAGAAGGAAAAUUAUGAGACAAUGGGGUGGAUUUUAAAAACUCUAAAUUACAGUUGUCAUGGAUGGCGUGCCUGCUGCGAUUUGAAGGUGGUAACAUUUUUGCUGGUAUGCAAUCUGGAUAUACUAAAUAAUGUUGCGCAUUUGGUAAAUAGCCGUUUUUCUGGAAAUCAGUACAAAAAGCGAGAUUGGGAACCAAGAACAUUUACCUCAUUGGGCCAAUUUAACCAAAUUUCACCACCAUUGAUGCACAUAAAAUUGGGCAUAGUGAAAAGUUUUAUUAAAACUCUGGUAAAGCCAAGUCAUCCUGGAAAACAUCCAAGAAAUAUACCUGCUUUUAAUCACUUAAAUACACAUGUAUUCCAAAAUUAUCAUUUGAAAAAGUUGAAGAAGGCGUGUUUAAUGGACCCGAUAUAAGGAAUGAAAGAUAAAACAUUCAAUGAUUGUUUAAAGGAGAACGAAUUGAGUGCCUGGAAUUCAAUAAAAGGAGUUAUUGAAGGUCUUUUAGGAAACAAUCGGGAUGAAAAUUAUAGGGAUUUGGUCAAUACAAUGAUGAUUUCUUUCGAAAAAAUGGGUGUAAACAUGUCACUUAAUGUAAAUUUGCUCCAUGCACAUCUUGACCUGUUCGAAAAUCAGCUGUCCACCGAAUCAGACGAGCAAGGCGAACGGUUUCAUUAAACAAUAAUGGAAAUGGAAAAUCGUUAAAGAGGAAAGAGGUUUGAUUCGAUUUUGGCAGAUUUUUGUUAGUCCAUGGCAAUGGAAAUUUUGGCAUAAAAUUAUAAAUAAAAUUUGUUAUAUCUUUUAUGUUGAUUAUGUGGAUUUGUUAAAAAAGAAUAUGUUUUUAAUAAUUAAUAGUAGAAGCGAAAGAACUAAGAAAUUGC